UUUUCUUGCUUAUAUAUACACACCAGUAACCAUAAAGUUUCUCGCUUUGUAAAAUUUCAGGCUAUUUUUUGCUCUAAAAAGAUGGCAAAUUCAGGUCCAACCGACGAAGUUGUUUCUUUGGAGCUCCCUGCACCUCCAGGCUGGAAAAAAACGUGCUUGCUAAAGAAAGAAGGAACACCAACGAAGAAUGCAACUGUGUUCACUGCACCAACAGGGGAAGAGAUCACCAGCAGGAAGCAGCUGGAGCAAUACCUGAAAGCACACCCUGGGGGCCCCAAGAUCUCAGAGUUUGAUUGGACAAGCGGUGAGACCCCAAGGAGGUCAUCAAGAAUCAGCGAGAAGGUGAAGUCAACCCCACCAUCAUCAGAAACAGAGCCGGUCAAGAAACGGUCCAGAAAGUCAUCUUCAAAAAAAGAGAAGAAAGAGAAAGAAGACGAAGAAAUGCAGGAAGCGGAAGAGGCGGAAAAAGAUGAUGAGAAACCAAAAGAAGCCACUGAAAAAUCUGAAGUCGCAGAAGUAACUCCAUCAGAGGAAGUAGCUAAGCCUGAAAAAGAGGUCGAAGAAGAAGUUCGUUUAAUCCCAGAAAUGCCUUCAUCAAAUGAAGUAGCCAAGCCAGUCAAUGAGGUCAAAGACGAGUCAAAAAAAGAGGUUGAUGAAGAAGUGCGUGAAAUCCCUGAAGUAACUUUGAAGGAAGUAGCUAAUCCAGCUAAUGUGGUUAACGAAGCGGUAAAUGAAGAAGCAUGUGAAAUACAGAAAGUUCCCUCGUCAGAGGUGGAAGUAGUUAACAAGGAAUCGGACGAGUCAAACAAGCAUGAGGAUAAAGCCAACCAUGCGAAAGGGGUCGCAGAAGAAGGGCUUGAUAACCCUAUAACUCCCCCACCAGAGGAGGUAAUGAAGACUGCAAAUUUACAAGCUGUCCCGGUGACUGAAGUUGAGGCAGGAGGAGCAGCUGCUGUGCAGAAUGGUCGUCCAGUGGCAGAAGUCAGCGAGCCCAAGCCUUUGCAAUAAGCUAUGAAGAUAGAGUAAAGGGUGGUGCUGUGGUAUUAUGACACUUAUUCAUCCUCUUUUUUCUGAUGAAUCGUAUUGUUAAUGGAACAUUUCUGUAACUUGUAAUCUGUAACCUGUCAUAGGAUUUGAAGUCUUGACAUAUAUAUCAUAAAUUGUUGUGUAAGAAUAUUUGUAAGAGGUCGUCUUGUGAGUAUUGUUGUGUCUGUAGAUUCUAGGUUACAGAUACAUGUUUAUGCCUGUAUCAUUAUCAUGUAAUAAUGUAGUCGACUCUUUAAUAACUUUUCAUUCUUGCA
This is a messenger RNA of Erigeron canadensis, 1301 nucleotides long. Its product is annotated as methyl-CpG-binding domain-containing protein 10-like. The record is from RefSeq and is a predicted model, not a curated record. The transcript is spliced from 2 exons. Bases 82 to 1008 code for a protein of 308 amino acids. Gene Ontology annotation, molecular function: DNA binding. NCBI's taxonomy places the organism in Eukaryota, Viridiplantae, Streptophyta, Magnoliopsida, Asterales, Asteraceae.